Vespula pensylvanica (western yellowjacket) is the source of this 1344-nucleotide messenger RNA. RefSeq names its product guanine deaminase (gene DhpD). The transcript has 8 exons. Gene Ontology annotation, molecular function: zinc ion binding; guanine deaminase activity. NCBI's taxonomy places the organism in Eukaryota, Metazoa, Arthropoda, Insecta, Hymenoptera, Vespidae. Gene Ontology annotation, cellular component: cytosol. The record is from RefSeq and is a predicted model, not a curated record. The coding region runs from base 39 to 1328 and encodes 429 amino acids. Gene Ontology annotation, biological process: guanine catabolic process.
UUUAAAUCUUUUCGGAACAUUAAAAAAAAUUCUCUAUAAUGAAACGCCAAAUAUUCGUUGGUGCCUUGGUACAUUCUAACGAAAAAAGAGAAUUAAUUACGAUUGAUCGCGCUGCAGUACUGGUUGAAAAUGGCAAGAUCAUUGAUGUUACUGUGAAUCCAGAACCUAGUGCACACAUAGGUGAUCAUGUCACUGUUUUAAAUGACAAACAAUUUUUAAUGCCAGGUCUCAUUGAUUGUCAUACUCAUGCAGUUCAAUUUCCUAAUCUUGGUUUGGGUUAUGAUAAAAAUCUAUUAGACUGGUUAGAAGAUUAUACUUUCCCUUUAGAAAAAAAAUAUGUAGAUGAAAAAUUUGCUAAACAUGUAUUUGAAACUGUUGUGAAACGUACUCUUGCCAUGGGUACAACAACAGCAUGUUAUUUUGCAUCUCUAUAUGGAAAGGCAUCUAUGGAACUUGCUCGAGCAGUUGCAUAUUUAGGUCAACGUGCUUUCAUAGGAAAAGUAAAUAUGAAUUUACAUCGUGAUGAUGGAUAUUAUGAAAAUACUGCAGAAUCUAUAAAAAAUACUAUACAAUUUAUAAAUGAUAUUUUAGAUUUUGAUAAUCAUCUUAUAAAACCAAUUAUUACACCAAGAUUUGCUUUAAGUUGUGAUAUGGAAUUAAUGAAAGAAUUGGGUAAGCUGGCUAAAGAAAGAGAUCUUCACAUACAGACACAUAUUUCUGAGAAUGUAGAUGAAAUUAAAGCAGUAAGAAAUAUGUACAAAGAGUAUCCAUCUUAUGCUAGUAUAUACAAUGCAGCUGGACUUCUAACUAACAAGACAAUAUUAGCUCAUGCAAUACAUCUCACAAAAGAUGAAAUAACACUUCUCAAACAAAAUGAUACAGCAAUUAUACAUUGUCCAUCUUCUAACACAUGUUUAAAAAGUGGUAUGUGUGAUGUACAAAAGUUAAAAUCAGAAGGACUUAAAAUAGGAUUAGGGACAGAUGUAGCAGGUGGACAAAGCUCUAGUAUGGUACAUGCAAUGAGAUCUGCAUUGCAAGUGUCAAGUAAUCUUGCUAUGUUUAAAAAUGAUUAUGAAAGUCUCAACUAUAAAGACGUAUUUUAUAUGGCUACUUUAGGAGGUGCUAUAUCACUAGGGAUUAACAAAGAGGUAGGUAAUUUAAUACCUGGUAAAGAAUUUGAUGCACUUAUAGUAGAUAUGAGUGUAAGUAAUGGGCCAUUAGAUGACUUCAUGAGUUAUACAUUAGAAGAACAAUUACAAAGAUUUAUAUAUUCUGGAGAUGAUCGUAACAUUGUUGAAGUUUAUGUUUCUGGUUACAAAGUUAAAUAAAAAUAUAUGUAUCAUA